Molecule: messenger RNA, 1886 nt
Organism: Entelurus aequoreus (snake pipefish)
Lineage: Eukaryota; Metazoa; Chordata; Actinopteri; Syngnathiformes; Syngnathidae
Product: complement component C8 beta chain-like
Exons: 12
Coding region: 20-1819 (599 amino acids)
Biological process (GO): immune response
Cellular component (GO): membrane attack complex
Molecular function (GO): protein binding
Source: RefSeq, a predicted model, not a curated record
UGAUGUUUGUUUACCUGCCAUGAAAGAGGCUCCACCAUGUUGGUCACCGCAUCCCAUGAUGCUUUGUGCCAGGGGACGGUUGUGUUUGUGGCGCUGGGUCUUCACUUCCACGCUCAGCUUGUUCAUUCUCAGCAGUGGAGCUGACAUCACAGCAGCCAGCCAUGAGGAUCCAGGUGUCCGUGAAGCUCGCUCGGUGGGCAAACGGGUGCUCCUUCAGCCGGUGGACUGUGUCCUGUCCGAGUGGAGUCCAUGGUCACAGUGUGACGUCUGUCAGAAGAAAAGGUAUCGCUUUGCCAAAGUGGAGCAGCCAGCACAGUUUGGAGGGCAGCCAUGUGGUCUUGACGGGAGGGAGGAGGAACCCUGCCAGGUUCCAGCCAGAUACACCUGCAACAACAUUCCUCCCUGUGAAGGUUUCUUCUGCAGCCAAACAGGUCGCUGUAUUCCAAGAACACUGCAGUGUAACGGGGAGGACGACUGCUCCGACAUGGCAGACGAGGCAGGCUGCAGCAUGCGGCAGACGCCCUGCAGACACCAGGCGGAGGAGUACUGGGGCAUCGAGAACCUUGCCAAAGGAAUCAACAUCUUGGACAGCCAGCUGCAAGGAGUCGUGUUGGACAACCGCUACUACGCAGGAGGUUGUCUACCACACUACAUCCAGGACGUGGCCUUCAGGAAGCCUCAUAACCUGCAACACUACACUCUGCAGACAAAAGGCUCCUUGGACUUCACCCUGGAGGAGUUCCAGUCCUACUCGGACUACAUGGAGCACACCAUCCGUGAGAGGAUGACCCAGACCUCGGUGACCUUUGGUUUUGCCAUCCCAGGUAUUGUGGAGUUUGGCUUCAACCACAGCAAGGCCAAAUACAACAAGUGGGUCCAGAAGGUCCGCCGUGCUUCAGGCAAGACCCACAGCUUCAUAAGGGCCAAAGCGGAGCUGGAGUUGGCCCAGUACAUGGUCAAGUCCGACAACCUGAUGCUGCACGCUGACUUCCUGCAGCGCCUGAGAUCUUUGCCCCAGUCCUACGUGUACGGCCAGUACAGGCAGGUCUACAGAGACUACGGGACACACUACAUCACGGAGGCCGCCCUGGGAGGGGACUAUGAGUACACCAUGGUCCUGGACAAGGAGAAGCUGAAGGAGACGGUCUACACUCUGACGGACUAUAAGAAGUGUGUCCAGUCGGGCUUUAAGGUGGGCGCCAACAUCUAUGGCGUCUACGUGUCUGCGGGCUACCAAGGUGGCUCCUGCAAUGGUCUCCUGAACGAGAUGGGAGAGGACUCCACCCUGGGCAGCGUGGUGGAGGACACCGUGUCACUGGUGAGAGGUGGUAGUAGCCAGGCCAUCACUGCCCUGGUCUCCCACAGGCUGCCCAGUCCUCAGCUCAUGAGGCUCUGGGGGGAGGGGGUGCGCUUCAACCCAGACUUCCUUCGUACAACGACGCGACCUCUGUACGAGCUGGUGACCUCCAGAGACUUCACCUUGGACCAGGCCUUGAAGAGGAACCUGAAACGAGCCUUGCUGGAGUACCUGGAAGAGGCCAGCUCCUGUCGCUGUGCUCCGUGUCACAACAAUGGUGUGGCCGUCCUGCGAGGCAGCAGAUGUGACUGUGUGUGUCCUGUCGGCUACAGCGGACUGGCCUGUGAGGUCACUGGCAGACAGACAGAAAUGGCCAGGGAUGGCAACUGGAGCUGCUGGGGUUCCUGGUCUUCCUGCAGUGGAAGAAGCAAGACCAGGAUUCGGCAGUGUACCAACCCGGCACCAGAACAUGGCGGCCUGCCCUGCCGAGGUGUGCAGCAGGAGUCAACAGAGUGUUUUUGAACAGGUCCUGGUCCUGGUCCUGGUCCUGGUCCGGGUCCACCUGCCUCAAAGUCUAUUAAACCUCCUU